AUUAUAUAUUAAAAAAAGUAGAUAUCAUUAUUAAUAGAUAUCUUUAGAUAUAGAUGUCUUCUAAGGAAUAUUUCACAUUACAAUUUUAUAAUGAUUUGGACUCCAAAGUUGAUGCAGAAAAGGUUCCUGUUUGUAAAGGAAAAUCACUCAAAGAGUCUGCUGAAAUAUAUCUAUCAAAAAGAAAUCUUAGCUUCAACACCCAUUCAGUAUUUUUGGAAUCAUCAAAAACACCACUCCCUCUCUCUUUUGAUACAUUUCAUUUUGGUGGAAAUAUUCUUCAUGUAAAAGCCAACCAAGAAAUGCAAGUAGAUGAAAGAAUUAUUAUGUUGAUGAAAGCAUCAGAAGAUAAAUUCCAGGUGGGACCCAGACACAAAAAAUCUGAAGAUAAUAAUGCUCAAAAUGGCAAAUCUUCAUUCACUCCAAAAUUAAAUCGCAAAGUCUUGCAAAGCAAAGAUUUUUCCAACAGUCUUAAGGAUGUUAUUCAUAAUAUAUCUGAUAUGCUAGCCCAACAGGCAAAAGACAAUUUAGAUAAUGGUGAUAAUAAUGAUUCAGAAUUUGACAAUGAGGUGUUCUUAGAAGAUUCAUGGACAGACGUUAUUACUGAAGUAUCUGAACUUUCACAAGAGUGUAGAAUUCAACAAGAAGCAAUAUGGGAAUUGCUAAUGACAGAAAAAAACUAUAUUCGUAAAAUUCGUCUUAUUAUAAAAGUUUUUCAAAAAUAUCUGGUGAAUUUGCAGGAAAGUGGUAUUUUAACAGAGGUUGAUCCAAACAAGUUAUUUAGUAAUAUUUUAGAAGUAUAUGAAGCAAAUAUGGUUUUCUGGACAAAACAUCUAAACUUAGUGGUGAAAGAUGUUCGUAGAACUAAACAAACAAUCAACCCCUUGCAGUUGCUUGAUUCAUUCUCAAAUUUUGAAGAAAUUUUUAAUCCAUAUAUUCAUUAUUGUAUGGAAGAAGCAAACUGUGUAAAGUAUUUGAAAUUAUUGAGAAGAAAAAAUGAAUUUUUUGUUGAAUACCUUUUAUGGUGUGAAAACAGUUCUCAAUGUAUGCGUUUAAAACUUGCUGACCUUUUAGUAAAGCCAAUGCAGCGAAUAACAAAGUACAAUCUUCUUCUUAAAGUUAUUUUGAAAAAAACUCGCAAUGAAAAAGAAUGUUUAGCUAUAGAAAAAGUAAUUGCACAAGUUGAGCAAUUUGUUGGAAAAAUUAAUGCAGCAAUGCGGUUGCAGCAAGAAGAACAAAAGCUCAAUGCUGUUCUUGACAAGUUAGAGCUUUAUUUACCUAUUGAAUCAGUAACAGAUGAAGUUGAGAAACAUGUUGCUGAGUACUGUAAAUUUGACUUACGUGCUCCUAUCCCAGGAUUAGCAGCUCACGAGAAAAGAUUUCUUUUAUAUGAUGGUCCAAUGAAGAUUGUUGAAAAGAACGGGAGGAUUGAUGUACAAGCGUUUCUUUUCACUGAUGUACUUAUUAUGACAAAACCAAAAAGAGGUGGAGAAAAAUAUCGUAUAGUUCGUCAACCAUAUUGUUUAAGCAAAGUUGUUUUACAUGUCCUUGCUGGCUCUUUGCUGUUUGUUUAUCUAAAUGAGUAUGGUGUUAUGUCUACUGCAUUUACAUUGCUUUUAAAUCCUAAUGAACAGAGCAAAUGGAUUGAAGCUAUAGAUAAGGCUAAGAUAUUUUAUGAAAAAGCACGAAAGGAAAACGGUUCAACAUCUGAUUUCUUGAACAAUGAUAUUGCACUUCCAACUUUAAAAAGGGAAAGCUUUUCACAGGCUGCAUCAUCUAUUUUGAUUCAUAGAAAUUUUUUGGAUUUAAAUGAAAUAGCAUAAUUAUGCUAAUUUUAAUUUUUUUAUUAAAUGUUUAAAAGCAAUAUUUAUAGUCAUCUUUUUACUCAAAUCCUUGAUUAAAAAUUUGACUCGGAAAAAUGAUUCUCUGCAACCUCCUAAACUUUAUAUUAUCAACUUUUUUCUUGCUCAUUAACCUGUUUUUCUUGUCCAUUCCCACUUUAUUGGUUUUAAUUCGGUCAUGUAUUCUAAAGCAUUCAAAGUUAAAAAACCUCAUAACCAUCCCCCCUCCUAUUUGAUUCACUAUCGGCAUUAAAUGCAAUUUAUAACAAGUUUAAUUUAUUAUAGAUUUUUUAUUGUAUGCAGAAUUUUGAUACGGAUUAUUAAUAAUAUAAUUUUUAUUAAAUUAAUGUUAAAAUACUAUUUGUAUAACUAAAUAUAAAUACGU
This is a messenger RNA of Hydra vulgaris (swiftwater hydra), 2223 nucleotides long. Its product is annotated as pleckstrin homology domain-containing family G member 5. The record is from RefSeq and is a predicted model, not a curated record. Gene Ontology annotation, biological process: endothelial cell migration; Rho protein signal transduction. Gene Ontology annotation, molecular function: guanyl-nucleotide exchange factor activity. Gene Ontology annotation, cellular component: plasma membrane; axon; endocytic vesicle. NCBI's taxonomy places the organism in Eukaryota, Metazoa, Cnidaria, Hydrozoa, Anthoathecata, Hydridae.